AUGCCUCAUGUCUAUGAACAUAAACUGGAAGAGCUCCUGGUGGAGCAGAAAAAACGCGAUCAAAAGAUGGCUGCGGAGAAUGGGCUAAAUUGGCCCGUCGUGCAACGCCUAGAGAAUCUGGAAUCUAUCCUGGAAUGGAUUCAGAGCAAUGCCGUCAAGGCCAAAUACAAUAUCGCCAGCAACGAUCAAAAUGUCAUACUUGCCUACCGAUCGGCUCUGCGCACAAGGCCCUUCAGGUGGAAUGAAUUCCAAUACCUCUAUGACAAGCACAAGGGAAAUGAGACUGGGUUUUGGGUCGAGGGUAUUGAUGGCCCUGGACCUAGCAGUCAACAGGCUGUGAUCGAAUGCGGAACGGGGUCCAGAAAGUGGGCAGCCGAGACAUCAAUUACUCUUCGGAUCCCUAUGACAGGCGGUAAACCACCACCUGGGCCCUUUGAAUUCCAGUUCAAGGAUGAUACCGGGGCCGAUUAUAUGGUCCUUUAUGACAAUGAUGUGGAACGACUAAGGACCAAUCUACCAGCAAAUGGCAUUAUGUACCCCGUACCUCGACUCUUGGGUGUGCUAGCCGUAACCUUGGGCGAUGGGAGCAAGGAAGCCAUGUUUGUAAGAGAAUUGGAAGUCAACAUGUGGGAUGAGCAAGAGAAGCGAUAUAUGGCAGCCAGUUGGGACUGGAUACCGGUUGUCGUCCUUCCUGGGGGUGGAGCAAAACGCCUGAAUGGUCCUUGGAUGCGUUGGAAGUUCUACACAGGAACAGCCCCCGAUAACUCGAACCGUUUGUGGAUAUAUGACUACAAUACCACCAAUCCCCUGAUGCGUGGACCAAGGCUUCCUACCGCGACUCAGGCACAAAUGGAUAGGCCGUUUCCGACUGCAAAUAAAUAUGAGAGCAUCGGAAUCAUCCUCAAUUUAACCCGGAUAUCCCGUCGGGGAAAUCAAUAA
Penicillium samsonianum is the source of this 939-nucleotide messenger RNA. RefSeq lists its product as uncharacterized. NCBI's taxonomy places the organism in Eukaryota, Fungi, Ascomycota, Eurotiomycetes, Eurotiales, Aspergillaceae. The record is from RefSeq and is a predicted model, not a curated record. The transcript has 5 exons. The coding region runs from base 1 to 939 and encodes 312 amino acids.